This is a messenger RNA of Stegastes partitus (bicolor damselfish), 573 nucleotides long. Its product is annotated as apolipoprotein D-like. The transcript is spliced from 4 exons. The record is from RefSeq and is a predicted model, not a curated record. Lineage: Eukaryota; Metazoa; Chordata; Actinopteri; Pomacentridae. The coding region runs from base 1 to 573 and encodes 190 amino acids. Gene Ontology annotation, molecular function: lipid binding. Gene Ontology annotation, biological process: tissue regeneration; lipid transport; brain development. Gene Ontology annotation, cellular component: cytoplasm.
AUGAAUGCCCUCCAGGUGUUUUCCCUCACUCUGCUGUCAGUUCUGGCAGUGAACGCUCAGGUCAUUGUGCCAGGAAGAUGCCCCAAGCCUGCUGUUCAGAAGAACUUUGAUGCUGCUAAGUAUCUUGGUACAUGGUAUGAAAUCGAGAAACUGCCCCACACUUUCCAGAAGGGUGAGUGCAGCACAGCCACCUACAGCCUGAAGAGCCCUGGAGUCGUCGGUGUCCUCAACAGGGAGCUGCUUGCCGAUGGGACCAUUAACACCAUCAGUGGCUCUGCUGUGUCCAAGAGUUCCUCUGAGCCUGCCAAACUGCUGGUCUCCUUCUUUGAGAACUCUCCCCCUGCUCCUUACUGGGUCCUGUCCACUGACUACGACAGCUACUCCCUGGUCUACAGCUGCACUGACCUCGGUGUGCUCCAUGUGGAGUUCGCCUGGAUCAUGAGCAGGCAGCCCACUCUGCCUCAGGAGACCAUCAGAGAACUGUCCAACACCCUGUCUUCCAUCGGAGUCAAUGUAGACAAGAUGAUCACCACCAACCAGGAUGCAGCUUACUGCAGCGCCAUGCACCAGUAA